AUGCUUCAUCUGUGGGAGGGGACGCCGGUGGGCAGGGAGGGCAACUGCACAGAGUUGCAGUUUUGCAGCCUCCUCAGCCGAGCAGCGGGCAAAGACGAGGCGGCGACGUCCUGGCUGGCUAGGGAGGAAGCUCGGGGUGCCAGCAGCCAGGGGAGGCGGCUCCCGGAGCGCCCUAGAAGCGCCCGCCGGCGCUCGCCGGCACAGCGCGAGGCAUCGCAGCUCACUGCUUGGCCUGGAGUGGAGGGGACGGCCGUGAGCGCGGGCUGGCGACGGGUGGGGGAGGGGUGGUCCUAUCCCGGCACCCCGGGGGUCUUCGGACCGACGGGUAGCUGGGCGCGCUCGGGACCGCGAGUUGCUAGGAAACCGCCCCACGCUACUCAGAGCUUUGCCCCGGCGGCCGGCAGGCGCGGCGACGGCCCAGGCGGCAGCAGCAGCAGCAGCAGCAGCAACAGCUCGAGCAGCGUGGGCGGGACAUUGGUGAGGCAUGAAGUCACCGCGGCCCACACUCGCUCUUUGUUUUGCUCACUCUGGCUCUUUUUAACCCCCUUGGCUCUGAUAGUUGCCAUUCCCAUCGUUCGCAACAACUCCUCAUGUGUAGCCGCGCAACAGGAAUCGCGAGCCGGGUUCUCUUUCCCUCUCUUCCCGGAAUCUUUGCACCCUAUCGCUCGCCUAACUGGUAUGGAGACUCGCUCAGCACGAGUGGCAGCUGCAUGCAAACCUCAGCCUCUCACCCCCGCGCAGUGCGCUCCUUUGUUCGGAGAUACUCCCUGCCCCGCAUCUGCAGCAUACAAAGUAGAGUCUAGGGGUCUCUCCCCGUCCCCAACACCCUCUGCUCCGAGGGAGCGCGCUCCCCACUUUGCUUGCAGAGUUAGGAAUUCGCCCUCUGCCCCAACCCAAGGCCGUCCGGCGUCUCCCCAGGAGAUUUGGGCGAGUCUGCAGGGGCUGUACCCCGAGCUGCUGGCGAAACUUCUCGCGGCUCCUGUACUCGGAGCCUUGGCGAUGAGCUGGACAGCCCUGCUUUCCUUCUCCGGUCUGGAGGUGGCCUUGGGCUUUUGCUAGGGGCAGCAGUGGUUGCAAAGUUUGACCUUUCUUCCCUCCACCAGCAGCUUAGCCGACCUCUUUAAUAGAGCACUCGCCUCUUAGCAGUUAUCAGACCGGUCCAGCCAGGUGCUGAUGUAGUCCAUAUACUAAGCCAGACCACCUGUGCAGCAAGAGGAAUACGAUGAAGCUUAUAAAUCUGUUUCAGAAAGUUUUGAAGCCCUUCAGAAAGAAAGAUUUCUACAUUUUGUUUCAAGAGACCUGUGUAGAUGUAUGUCAAGAUACCAGUUUUAUAGAGUUAGUGAAGCACAUCUCCAUUUAUUACCACUUCCCAGUUGUUAAAAGUUUAGUUCUGGCAUAGAAAUAAAAUAAGACUGAAUAUCCUUGA
Choloepus didactylus (southern two-toed sloth) is the source of this 1426-nucleotide messenger RNA. RefSeq lists its product as uncharacterized. NCBI's taxonomy places the organism in Eukaryota, Metazoa, Chordata, Mammalia, Pilosa, Megalonychidae. The transcript is spliced from 5 exons. Bases 1 to 1059 code for a protein of 352 amino acids. The record is from RefSeq and is a predicted model, not a curated record.